GGGGGCGUGGCUACAGCACCCUGCAGCGCUGGCCGGGUGUGGUUCGGCUUGUUUUCAGCAGCGGCUGCAGUUUCAGCUAAGAGCUUCCAGAGGAGAGGUCAUUGAAAGCAGCAGCCCCCAGUAGAUUAAGCAGUGAUGUCCUCCAGACCCAAAGGGAGCCCCCCUCCAUAUGAUGAGGAUCAUGAGUUCAAUGGAGUUCCUCAGCCAGCCUAUUCUUACUACCCUGAUGAUGAGUUCCAUCACUUCUAUCGCUGGUCGUCGCCUCCGGGAAUCCUUAAAAUCAUGGCCAUCAUUGUCGUUGUUCUCUGUGUGGCCAUCUUCGCCUGCGUUGCCUCCACGCUGGCGUACGACAGUCAGGGGGCCAUGUCUGGCUUCGGAGGGAUGUAUGGAGGAGGAGGAGGAAUGUAUGGAGGAGGGGGGUACGGCUCCAGCUUCGGAGGUGGUGCCUAUGGAGCUGGAAGCAAUUAUGGAUACGGUUCGAUUGGGGGGAACUACAAUGACCCGCGGUCAGGAAAAGGCUUCAUGAUAGCAAUGGCAGCCUUCAUCUUCGCCAUAAUCGUCUUCAUCAUCGUCGUGUCUCAUCAGAGCCUGUCACAGAGCAGGAAGUUCUACUUGGCAGUGUUGAUCAUCUGUCCCAUCUUGGCUCUGCUCAUGCUUAUUGCCACCAUCGUGUACCUGGUGGCGGUGAACCCCACAGCCCAGUCCUCAGGGUCGGUUUAUGGCAACCAGAUCGCUGCUUUGUGUGCUCCGUACCAACAACAACAAAUGCAAGGAGUACUCAUGAACCAGUACCUUUACCACUACUGCGUGGUGGAGCCGCAAGAGGCCAUCGCUGUGGUGUUUGGCUUCCUGGUGACCGCAGCUUUGAUUAUCAUGCUCGUCUUUGCCCUGAAGACUCGGCAGAGGAUCCAAAAGUACGGCAAAGGCAACAUCCUGUGGAAGAGAGUAAAGAUUGUGGACGAGCUUUCACCUCCGGAGGAUGUCGAGGCGUGGGUGAACAAUGUGUCCGUUCCCCCUGAAGAAGCUCCCAUGGCAGACUAUCCUGAGAGGCUGAGAGGCUCCAGGAGUUACCUGGAUGACGAGAGCAACUAUGACAAGCCUCCUUUGAACUACACCCCACAACCUGUGGUUGAGAAUCGACCUUUGCAGAACGGCGCUCCUUCUGGCAGCAGCUCGGAGCUCGCUAGCUCCUCAGGACGGCCCAAAAAGAGGCGCCCAGGACGGCCGCGCCGCGCCGACGGACAGGACUACGAAACCGACUACAACUCCUCUGGGGACGAGCUGGACGACAACGACUUUGACAGUGAGUAUCCCCCAAUAACAAGUGAGCAGCAGCGCAACAACUACAAGCGUGAAUUUGACCGCGACCACCUGGAGUACAAAGACCUGCAGGCGGAGCUGGACACCAUCAACAAGGACCUGUCCAAUCUGGACAGAGAGCUGGACGAGCUGCAGGAGGGAAGCCCACAGUACCUGGAUGUCCUGGAUGAGUACAACAAGAUAAGGGCCCUUAAAAAGACUGCAGAUUAUCAAGUGAGGAAGCAGCGGUGUAAAUAUCUGAAGCACAAACUGAACCACAUCAAGAAGAUGGUCAGUGAUUACGACCGCAGUGGCUGAACAUCUGGACCGAUAAUCCUGUCCAUCAGCGAACAGAAAGAACUCCUGAAAUCCGGAUGGACACUUGUGGCAGGGCAGCCUG
Messenger RNA from Cyprinodon tularosa, 1699 nucleotides. RefSeq names its product occludin a (gene oclna). The transcript has 9 exons. Bases 136 to 1617 code for a protein of 493 amino acids. Lineage: Eukaryota; Metazoa; Chordata; Actinopteri; Cyprinodontiformes; Cyprinodontidae. Gene Ontology annotation, cellular component: cytoplasmic vesicle; bicellular tight junction; apical plasma membrane. Gene Ontology annotation, biological process: bicellular tight junction assembly. The record is from RefSeq and is a predicted model, not a curated record.